Messenger RNA from Ophidiomyces ophidiicola, 1722 nucleotides. RefSeq names its product alpha-1,6- mannosyltransferase (gene ECM39). The transcript is spliced from 4 exons. Bases 1 to 1722 code for a protein of 573 amino acids. NCBI's taxonomy places the organism in Eukaryota, Fungi, Ascomycota, Eurotiomycetes, Onygenales, Onygenaceae. Gene Ontology annotation, molecular function: alpha-1,6-mannosyltransferase activity. Gene Ontology annotation, cellular component: endoplasmic reticulum membrane. Gene Ontology annotation, biological process: protein N-linked glycosylation. The record is from RefSeq and is a predicted model, not a curated record.
AUGGCAAGGCUCACUGAGCUACUCCUGCUCAUCCCCUGCCUGGUUUUCUUACAUCUCUUCCUCUCGCCCUACACGAAAGUCGAAGAGUCCUUCAAUAUCCAAGCUGUCCACGAUAUCCUGAAAUAUGGCAUACCAUCAGGGGAUACAUCAACCGCGUUCCGUGAAAAUUAUGAUCACUUCACGUUCCCAGGCGCUGUGCCGCGGACCUUCGUCGGAGCCGUGGUGCUCGCAGGAGUUGCACGGCCGUUCAUAUGGCUGAACGCGAAGAUACAAAGCCAACUACUAGUAAGGGGAAUUUUGGGAGCAUUAAACGCAGUGUCAUUGAUAGCAUACGCCCGCGCUGUCAAACGAGCUUUCGGUAGAGAAGCAGGCGUUUGGUAUACUCUCCUCCAAGCCAGCCAGUUCCAUGUGAUAUACUAUGCAUCCCGGACUCUUCCAAACAUGUUUGCAUUUGGAAUCACUACCUUUGCCUUGAAAUGCCUUCUACCUGAUGCUGCAGUAGACCCAACCCCUUCUAAAUCGGCUGUGAAAUAUCGUCUCUGUCUCUACUUUCUUACCCUUGCGGGUAUCAUUUUCCGCUCGGAAAUCGCAUUGCUCCUUGCGACAGUCACUAUCUACCACUGGACUCAAGGAAACGUUAAUAUUCGCCGCGAGGUUAUUCCUGCUGGCGUUUGCGGCGUUUUGGUCGGACUUUUUGUUUCCGUGCCCAUCGAUUCAUUCUUUUGGCAGAAGUAUCCUCUCUGGCCUGAACUUUCGGCUUUCUUGUAUAAUGUGGUCUCCGGGAACGCGUCGAACUGGGGAGUCCAUCCCUGGCAUUUUUAUUUCACGAGUGCAAUCCCUCGAUUGCUUCUCAACCCUGUAACCUAUCUUCUUGCCAUCCCAAUGGCGUGCCUAAUCCCGGCCCGACGACCUGCUGCAGCCUCAUUGCUUACCCCCUCUCUUGCAUACAUCAUUCUCUAUAGCGCUCAGCCGCAUAAAGAAUGGCGAUUUAUUUUAUACACUGUUCCCCCUAUUACCGCUGCUGCUGCUCUCGGCGCAUCGUAUAUCUGGAUCCACCGCGCUAAAUCUGUACCAUACCGUUUUCUAUCCGUGACUUUACUCCUUUCUACCCUCGCUACUUUCCUACUUUCUACUUUUGUGCUUCUCCCAGCCUCAAUUGCCAAUUAUCCUGGCGCUCAAGCGCUUAACCGACUCCACAAGCUUGCCCAUAACACCGAACCAGUGUUAAGGGUCUAUAUGGAUACUCUUACAUGCCAAACCGGGGUUACCCAUUUUCUAGAAAAGGCGCCUCCGGAACACCCGAUGGUGGUUCUUCCUGGGUCAGCCGACGGGCGUAUGCCAACCUUACGCUCCGGCACCACCCGCUGGAUAUAUGACAAAACAGAAGAUAAGAAUUUGAUCGAUUCACUCUCUUUUUGGGAUCGAUUAGAUUAUGCCUUGGUCGAAAAUGAAAAUGUCGUACAGGGCAGAGAUAACUGGGAACUCUUGGAAGAAAUCAAAGGCUUUGGUGGACUCAAAUUGUUAAAGCCAGGUCAGGAAGAUGGGACAGAGCAAGCACAAUCAGAAUUUCUCAAGAAAAUAUUCCCUAGUGAGGCGGUUAUUAACGCAUGGGAAUGGUUUAGGCAGAGUGCUAGAAGGCAUCUCACACGUGGAUGGUGGUUAGAGGUCAGAGUGGUGCCCAAAAUCAAAAUUAUGAGGCGUAUCCCUAGAGUUCGUUCUUAA